GCAACCCAGUGGCAGUGUGCUACCCAGCAGUAGCACUGCCCCCGUCCACAAGUUAACCCGUUUCCUCGGGAGCGCAGCUCACCACAGAAAUGGAAAGCGGAUACUUCGCUUCAACUUGGCCGCUUUUGUCGACUCAGCGGCUACAAUAUCUCGCCGCCCGCCGCGUGCGCCACCACGCGUCCCUCCACCUGUCACCCCCUCCCCCGUCGACAUCCGGCCUACAUAGAGAGUGAGAGAGAGAGAGCGAGCGCAAUACACAUCUCGCAGUCGCAGUCCGCUCCCCACGCCCUGCCCCCUUCAUUCCCCGACCAGCAACAAGCAAGCGAGCAUCGUCUCUUCUCUCUCUCCCUCCGUCGCGACGAUGAGCGGCGGCAUGGACUCGUCGUCCUCGGGCUCCGGGAGCUCUGGUGGUGCGGGGGUGGCGCCGUUCGUGGCCAAGACGUACGGGAUGGUGGACGACCGGGCCACCGACGCCGUGGUCGCGUGGGGGCCCGCCGGCAACAGCUUCGUCGUCGCCGACCCCUUCGCCUUCUCGCAGGCGCUCCUCCCGGCGCACUUCAAGCACGCCAACUUCUCCAGCUUCGUCCGGCAGCUCAACACCUACGGCUUCCGCAAGGUGGACCCGGACCGGUGGGAGUUCGCGCACGCCUCCUUCCUCCGCGGCCAGACGCACCUCCUCCCCCGCAUCGUCCGCCGCCAGAGCAGCGCCAAGCGCGGCGGCAAGGAGGGCGGCGAGGAGGAGGAUGAGGAGAGCAGCAGCACGGUGUUGGCCAUGGAGGUGGUCCGGCUGAGGCAGGAGCAGAGGGCCACGGAGGAGCGCGUGGCGGAGAUGUGGCGCCGGGUGCAGGAGACGGAGCGCCGGCCCAAGCAGAUGCUCGCCUUCCUCCUCAAGGUGGUGGGCGACCCCGACGUGCUGCGCCGCCUCGCGGGCAGCUCGGGGGGCGGCCAGGACGAGGGCGCGGAGGAGGUCAAGAGGCCGCGGCUGCUGCUCGACGCGGACGGCGCGGGGGUCGACGCAGGGGGGCUGUUGUACCACCACCACCACAGCGGCAACCUGAACCUGGAGGAGGCCCUGGUGCCGGAGCCCAGCGUGGACAUGUACUACGCCGGAGGGGACGGGUUCGGCGGCCCGCCGUACGGUUUUCACAUGGACAGCGGCUACUGACCGGCUGCUGGUUGGGCGGCCGAUCAACCCCCUCCCCACUGUCCCCGACUGCUCUGCUCUGUACUGUAUGUAUGUAGAGAAAGGAGGCUAGAUAGGGGUUAGGCUCUGACUUGUGGCUGUAGAGGAGAUCGAAUCUCAAUCUGCGAGACAUAUUUUUGUUUACUGUGUGUAUUUUAGCUCAGCAA
Triticum urartu is the source of this 1350-nucleotide messenger RNA. RefSeq names its product heat stress transcription factor C-2b. Gene Ontology annotation, biological process: cellular response to heat; regulation of transcription by RNA polymerase II. Gene Ontology annotation, molecular function: DNA-binding transcription factor activity; RNA polymerase II cis-regulatory region sequence-specific DNA binding. The record is from RefSeq and is a predicted model, not a curated record. NCBI's taxonomy places the organism in Eukaryota, Viridiplantae, Streptophyta, Magnoliopsida, Poales, Poaceae. Gene Ontology annotation, cellular component: nucleus.